CACAGAGGGAGAGAACCCGUCCUCCCCUCCGUCUAUUUUUACCUCUGCACCCCAUCCUUAUCCCUUCAUCCCACCCUCCGUCCAUCUCCUCCUUUUUAAUUAACCCUCCUCUUCUCCUCCUCUUCCUCUCUCCAUCUCCCUCUGAGUCAUCUCCCCUCCCCCCUCUGUCACACAUCUCACCCCCCCCCCUCCUGUUUUCCUCUCCCUCUCUCUCUCGCUCUGGCUCUCCAGUAUUCUCUCGGUGGCCGUGAAAGGCAGAGCGCACACACGCAGGCGGCAGGAUGUCGAUCGUCAGCAUCGUUGCCAGGGAGAUCUUGGACUCCCGGGGAAACCCCACCGUGGAAGUGGACCUUCGCACGGAGAAAGGUCUGUUCAGGGCUGCAGUGCCGAGCGGGGCGUCCACAGGUAUCUAUGAAGCUCUGGAGCUCCGAGAUGGAGACAAGAGCCGCUACAAGGGCAAAGGUGUUUUGAAGGCUGUCGGACACAUCAAUGAUACUCUGGGUCCAGCUCUUAUAGCCUCUGGCAUCAGUGUGGUAGAGCAGGAGCAGUUGGACAACACGAUGAUCGAGAUGGACGGCACAGAAAACAAGUCUCAGUUUGGGGCGAACGCCAUCCUGGGGGUGUCUCUCGCCAUCUGCAAGGCUGGUGCAGCAGAGAAAGAUGUCCCCCUGUACCGCCACAUAGCCGACCUAGCUGGAAACACAGAGCUGGUGCUUCCGGUUCCUGCCUUCAAUGUGAUAAAUGGAGGAUCUCAUGCUGGAAACAAACUGGCCAUGCAGGAGUUCAUGGUUCUUCCUGUUGGAGCCGAGUCUUUCAAGGAGGCGUUGAGGAUAGGGUCGGAGCUGUACCACACGCUGAAGGGGGUGAUUCAGGAGAAAUACGGCCAGGAUGCCACCAAUGUGGGAGACGAGGGAGGCUUCGCUCCCAACAUCCUUGAGAACAGCGAGGCUCUGGAGCUGCUGCAGACAGCCAUAGAGAAGGCCGGCUUCACAGACAAGGUGGUGGUCGGGAUGGAUGUGGCCGCCUCAGAGUUUUACCGCGAGGGCAAGUACGACCUGGACUUCAAAUCCCCUCCGGAUCCGGAGAGACACAUCACUGCAGAGGAGCUGGCUGACAUUUACCAGGGCUUUGUCAACAACUACCCAGUGGUGUCCAUCGAGGACCCGUUUGACCAGGACGACUGGGAGGCCUGGUCCCGUCUGACAGCCCUGGUUGGGAUCCAGGUUGUCGGGGACGACCUGACGGUGACCAAUCCCAAGAGGAUAGAGAAAGCUGCCGAGGAGCGAGCCUGUAACUGCCUGCUGCUCAAAGUCAACCAGAUUGGCUCCGUCACCGAGGCCAUACAGGCGUGUAAACUGGCUCAAGCGAAUGGUUGGGGUGUGAUGGUCAGCCAUCGCUCAGGAGAGACAGAGGACACCUUCAUCGCUGACCUGGUGGUGGGCCUGUGCACUGGACAGAUUAAGACCGGCGCCCCCUGCAGAUCUGAGAGACUGGCCAAGUACAACCAGCUCAUGAGGAUUGAGGAGGAGUUAGGAGACCAGGCUCGCUUUGCAGGCCAUAACUUCAGGAACCCCAGCGCCCUGUGAAACUGACAGAUAGACGAAUGACUCAAACACACACCCACACCCAAACACACGUGCACGCGGAGACAUAAAAACUGACACAUGCCAAACAGGGAUCGAGCCAUUUACAAAGAACGAUCACAUGAAAAAAAAAAAAAAAAAAAGAAUAAAAUAUGCACUGGACGUAUAGGUAGGGGAAGUGAUGCUGUAUGCACACACACAUGCACAGAGUACGAGGAUGCAACACACGCUCACACACAUGCAGGGGAAUAUUAUAAAAAUAUUAAAAUUUAUAAGCCAGACAUGCACUGUUACUGUAGUUUUAAAGGAAUAGUUCAUGUACAGUCAGAGCACAGACCUGCAAAAAUAAAGAUUAUUGUUGUAAAAACAGAGAGAUACAAAAGUAGAAAUAUUAUAGAAUCAUGUAGACUGAAGCACGCAACUGAAAGAGAUAAAAAUGAAAAAUAAAAAAUGAAUAAAAUUUUCAACACCAAAAAAAACGACAAUGCAUUUGCAGAAAGAAACACAAAACAGACGUUUCAGGGACUGAGUGAAGAAAACAACAAAAACUACACAAACACCUGAACACUCACACACUCAGUGGUGUCACACACUCACCCGGACACUGACGUACCUGCACUCCACCCACUUCUGACCUUCUACCCUAUCUCUCUCUUUUCGUCUCCUUUUUCUUCUCGUCGUGUCCGUUUCUCAGUUUCAAACUCUCUUAAUCUCCCUGAUGUGAUUCUGAUUAUUUGUUCUUCAUGCUCGAAGUCCCAACUCUGUCCUCAAGAAAAAAAAAAAAAAAAAAAAAAAAAAAAGCACUAAACCUCGAGUCCCUUUGUUCCUUCGGUUCUUCCUGAAUGUCCAUAGAAUAGCUGUGUUGAAAAAGAAGAAAGAGAAUUAAAAAAAAAAAAAAACUUACAGAACGCUUGUCAUUGAAAAUAAUGUGAAAAUAUGUGAAAUAAAAAGAUGGUAAUUUACAAUUUCAA
This is a messenger RNA of Seriola aureovittata, 2554 nucleotides long. Its product is annotated as gamma-enolase. Gene Ontology annotation, biological process: glycolytic process. Gene Ontology annotation, molecular function: magnesium ion binding; phosphopyruvate hydratase activity. The coding region runs from base 282 to 1586 and encodes 434 amino acids. The record is from RefSeq and is a predicted model, not a curated record. The transcript has 13 exons. Gene Ontology annotation, cellular component: phosphopyruvate hydratase complex. NCBI's taxonomy places the organism in Eukaryota, Metazoa, Chordata, Actinopteri, Carangiformes, Carangidae.